Messenger RNA from Talaromyces rugulosus, 459 nucleotides. RefSeq lists its product as uncharacterized. NCBI's taxonomy places the organism in Eukaryota, Fungi, Ascomycota, Eurotiomycetes, Eurotiales, Trichocomaceae. The record is from RefSeq and is a predicted model, not a curated record. The coding region runs from base 1 to 459 and encodes 152 amino acids. The transcript has 2 exons. Gene Ontology annotation, molecular function: oxidoreductase activity.
AUGGCUGAUAGUUUGGACCCUCCACCACCACCUGCCACUGGCGAUCCAAGGAACCAGUUCCUGUGUCUGACCAUCUGCGGCUAUCGCCGACCUGGGAUGAGCGAGAGCGACUACAGAGAUCACAUGAUGAACGUAUCGGCGCCGAUGACCAAGGACUUGAUGGUCAAGUACGGCGUGAAGCGGUGGACUGUAAUCUACAACACGACGGAGACACGUCUUCUCAUGAACCAGCUCUUCGACCACCAGAUGCUAAAUCUGGCGGACUUUGAUUGCUUUAGUCAAGUCGUGUUUAAGAGCGUGGAACACUAUAAAAAGAUGAAAGAAGAUCCUUGGUACAAGGAGCAUCUUGUGGGCGAUCAUGAGAAGUUUGCAGAUACUCAAAAAAGCAUGAUGACCAUUGGAUGGAUUACUGAGCAUAUAAGAGACGGGGAGGUAGUGGAAGGAAUGAAAGACUAUUAA